AUGUCUGAUAUUCUGCCUGUUUUCAUUUUUACAACCCAUUUCAGGGAAGAUCCGCCAAGCAGAGAAAAUACUGAGAGUAACGAAGCACCGCUGCAAGUGUACAAGACUGCGCAGGCUGAAUAUGUGCCACCCAGCAAAUCGAAUAGUCAGACGGCUCAGGUUGACGACGUCUCCAUUGUGGCCUCCACAUUAGCAGAGUCGAACUCUGAAGAAGACCCAACCUGGAGACCAAAGAAGGAGCCAAUGUAUCGACGAUUUUUCACUUCGAGCCAGUAUCAGAAUAUAAUGAGUUCGUUCGUUGAUUCGGGGAUGAUGGCAUACGCGCAGGGCCUCGCAUGUGCAGCCUUCCGAGGAGGCCGCACACGUGCUGCUGCACGGUUGCCCCGUGCGACUGCACGGGGCAGCCGCACGCCUGCGACCGCCCCAAACAGUCGCACUUCUGCGGCUGUCCGGGGCGGUGGCACGCGUGCGGCUGCAAGUGCAGCUGCACGUGGCAGCCGCACGUGUGCGGCUACCCAGAGAGGCCGCACGUGCGCGGCUUCCUCGCGAACACAGCGUGCCAAGGGCAAACGCUGCGCAACAGCAAAAGAGGAACAUGGUCCAGCGAAAAGAUUUAAGUAA
Molecule: messenger RNA, 621 nt
Organism: Cylicocyclus nassatus
Lineage: Eukaryota; Metazoa; Nematoda; Chromadorea; Rhabditida; Strongylidae
Source: the annotation of a GenBank genome assembly